AUGAAAGAGCACAUCAAUAACCUCACCAGUUCAACGAGGCCCACUGUUACAAUAUUUACAGCUGUUAGGUCUUUUAGUGGCUCAAUUGGGAGAAAACAAACUUUAGCAAUCAGAUCAUGGCUUGGUUUAUCACAAGACAUUAGGGUUGUUCUCUUUAGCAAAGACCCUUCUGUUUUCUCUUUUGCAGGUUCUUUUGGCUAUGGUUCUAGGGUUUCUGUAGAACCCACCAUUGAUUUCACAUUUUUAGGUACUCCAUUUUUUCACUCAAUGGUUGCAAGAGCACAAGCAUCAACUUCUGAUAUAUCUGUCCUCAUGGAUUCUGAAACUAUUCUUUUACCAGACUUCUUUUCAACAUUAAGUUAUGUUCAUAAACUUGAUCAUGAUUGGCUAUUCAUUGCUUCAUCAAGAAACGUCUCGGAUUUCCCAUUUCACUUGGAUGUAGAUGGAAAACAUUGGCUAGGGGACAACAAUAAAAUGGUUAAAAUGGAAAAGUUGCAGGAGUUUCUUUCUAAUGGGAAAUGGGAACAUUGUGAUGACAAGAAGACAAUCAUUGCUUGGGAUAAUGGAGAGCUUCCUUUACAUAAUGGAGUUCUUCCACCAUUUUUAUAUGGGAAAGGUUUCCACACCCUUUGGAUGAUCAACGAGGCUUUAUCUUCCAACUUUAGGUUUGUAUUUGAUGCCAGUUGGACGAUCUCAAGCUUCUUUAUCAAUAAUAUUUACAACAAUGCCACUAUGGAAGCAAGAAAUUGGGAAAAUGUUGGAAAUUCCCAUUUGGGAGCUUUCUAUGGAUCAUUAUUCUUCCAUGAAGACCAUUACAACUACUCCAACUUGAUCAAACUUUUCAAAUGCGACAAACAUUAUCAUUUUGGAAGCACUAUAGACAACAUAGUUUAUCCAUUAGGGGUAUUUCGGUCAAGUAAACAUACGAAGCUUUCUACUUGUUUCGACAAAUUAAAACCAAAGGGUAACACGGGUUGCUCAACAAAGAAUCAGUUGAUGUCAUUAGAACCGAUAUCACUUCCUUUCUCUUUAGAGCUUCUUCUAUCAACACGUGCUGACCAAAAUAAGACAAUUGUGUUAGCAGUUGCAGGAUAUAGUUAUAAAGAUAUGUUAAUGAGUUGGGUAUGUAGACUACACCUCCUUAAUGUCUCCAAUUUUGUGGUUUGUGCCCUUGAUGAUGAAAUAUACGAUUUCUCUAUCUUGCAGGGAUUGCCUGUUUUUAGAGACAAAUUAGCUCCAAAUAACAUCAGCUAUGAUGACUGUCACUUUGGAACAAAUUGCUUUCAACGGGUAACUAAAGUGAAGUCAAGGGUAGUUUUGGAAAUUCUGAAGCUGGGAUAUAACUUGCUGAUGAGUGAUGUUGAUGUUUAUUGGUUUAAGAAUCCUUUGCCACUGCUUACUACUUUUGGUCCUGCAGUUUUCUUGGCUCAAUCAGAUGAGUACAAAAUCACAGGGCCAAUAAAUUUGCCUAGACGUCUAAAUUCUGGCUUUUAUUACGCACACUCAGAUAAUUCAACAAUUGCUGCUUUAGAGAAAGUAGUAAAACAUGCAUCUUUAUCAAAUCUUUCAGAGCAACCAAGUUUUUAUGAUACUUUAUGUGGGCUAAACGGAUCCAACCGUUUAGGUGAUGACAUGUGUCAUGAACCCGAAACAAAUCUGACCAUUCGUUUCUUGGAUAGAAACCUCUUCCCAAAUGGGGCCUACCAAGAUUUUUGGGACUCAAAUAACGUUUCAUCAACAUGCAUGAAAAAGGGUUGUUUUGUGCUUCAUAAUAAUUGGAUUAGUGGGAGACAAAAGAAGCUAGAACGCCAGGUGUCAUCUGGUCUUUGGGAGUAUGACAUCAGCAUGAGGAUGUGUUUGCAGACAUGGCAAAGAUCCAAAUCCAUAAGUUAUUUUUGA
Molecule: messenger RNA, 1899 nt
Organism: Lactuca saligna
Lineage: Eukaryota; Viridiplantae; Streptophyta; Magnoliopsida; Asterales; Asteraceae
Source: the annotation of a GenBank genome assembly